Molecule: messenger RNA, 2365 nt
Organism: Hevea brasiliensis (rubber tree)
Lineage: Eukaryota; Viridiplantae; Streptophyta; Magnoliopsida; Malpighiales; Euphorbiaceae
Product: NADH dehydrogenase [ubiquinone] iron-sulfur protein 5-B-like
Exons: 11
Coding region: 485-2050 (521 amino acids)
Biological process (GO): ribosomal large subunit assembly; mitochondrial respiratory chain complex I assembly; rRNA processing
Cellular component (GO): preribosome, large subunit precursor
Molecular function (GO): rRNA binding
Source: RefSeq, a predicted model, not a curated record
GAAGAGGAAGAUAUCUGUGAAGCCAGUUGUGAAAAAGAAUCAGGGCAAUGUAGAUCAUGUCACAGGUGAUAAGAUCCCAAAGAGCUUUGUGUUUUCGAGAGGGAAGUUGCCCGGUCCUCUAAAGCAACUUCAGAUGGACCUAAGAAAGUUGAUGCUUCCCUAUAGAGCUCUCAAUCUUCGGCCAUAAAGGUCCAUUGUGGAGCAUUUUGGGUGACAAAAUCUGGAUGGGCGAGAUAGUCCGAAAUCACAAAUACUACCCGUAACCGCAAGCCCAUGGAUAGCUCCACGUACGUAUUGGGGAUUUUUGCCUAGCAGCAGGCAGCUACCAACGUGUAUUUUCACCUCAGGAGGCCUCCAGCCAACAAAACUAAACCACACACAUCGGAAUCGUUGGCGAAGUUUGACAGCGAGAAAUGGCUUCAGGUUGGGGAUCACUGGAAACAAGGGCAGAUGCUACGAUUUCUGGAUUGACUUCAGUGAAUGCAUGUCUCGUUGCAGAGAGCCCAAGGACUGUGCUCUCCUGCGCGAGGACUACCUUGAGUGCCUCCACCACUCUAAAGAGAAGAAGAGGAAGAUAUCUGUGAAGCCAGUUGUGAAAAAGAAUCAGGGCAAUGUAGAUCAUGUCACAGGUGAUAAGAUCCCAAAGAGCUUUGUGUUCUCGAGAGAGAAGUUGCCCGGUCCGCUAAAGCAACUUCAGAUGGACCUAAGAAAGUUGAUGCUUCCCUAUACAGCUCUCAAUCUUAGGGAGAAGAAACGAAAUAACCUCAGGGACUUUUUGAAUGUUUCAGGGCCUAUGGGUGUCACACAUUUCCUUAUAUUGUCAAAAACUGAAACUGCAUCCUAUCUGAGGGUUGCAAGGACCCCUCAAGGCCCAACCCUUACAUUUAAGAUACACGAGUAUUCAACAGCACAAGAUGUUGCGCAGUCUCAAUUGCGUCCUAGAUGCCCUCAAGAUCUUUUCAAAAAUCCUCCAUUGAUUGUUCUUUCUGGUUUUGGGUCAGGAGAACAACAUCUGAAGCUCACAACUAUAAUGUUUCAAAACAUCUUUCCAGCUAUUGAUAUUAACACUAAGAAGAGGAAGAUCUCUGUGAAGUCAGUUGUGAAAAAGAAUCAGGGCAAUGUAGAUCAUGUCACAGGUGAUAAGAUCCCAAAGAGCUUUGUGUUUUCGAGAGGGAAGUUGCCCGGUCCUCUAAAGCAACUUCAGAUGGACCUAAGAAAGUUGAUGCUUCCCUAUACAGCUCUCAAUCUUAGGGAGAAGAAACGAAAUAACCUCAGGGACUUUUUGAAUGUUUCAGGGCCUAUGGGUGUCACCCAUUUCCUUAUAUUGUCAAAAACUGAAACUGCACCCUAUCUGAGGGUUGCAAGGACCCCUCAGGGCCCAACCCUUAUAUUUAAGAUACACGAGUAUUCAACAGCACAAGAUGUAGCGCAGUCUCAAUUGCGCCCUAGAUGCCCUCAAGAUCUUUUCAAAAAUCCUCCAUUGAUUGUUCUUUCUGGUUUUGGGUCAGGAGAACAACAUCUGAAGCUCACAACUAUAAUGUUUCAGAACAUCUUUCCAGCUAUUGAUAUUAACACUGUCAAACUUGCCUCUUGCCAGAGAGUUGUGUUACUGAAUUAUAACAAGGAUACAAAGCUUAUUGAUUUUCGGCAUUAUUCCAUCAGACUCCAACCUGUGGGGGUCUCCCGUAGAAUCAGAAAGUUUGUACAAAAACACCAAGUCCCUGAUCUUAGGAGUCUCCAAGACGUGAGUGACUUUGUUACUAAGGCUGGGUAUGGAUCAGAAAGUGAAGCAGAUGAUGAAGCAGCAACAGUGACUCUGGCUAGUGAUCUUGGUAGAGUUAAUAGGGCUUCUACAAAAAGUGCUGUCAAGCUUCAGGAAAUUGGACCCAGAAUGACUCUACAACUCAUCAAGGUUGAGGAGGGAUUGUGUUCUGGCAGUGUCAUUUUCAGUGAGUAUGGAAUUGUUGGAGACAAGAAAAAGCAGGAGGAAAAUCAGGAAGAGGAUGAAGAUAAUCAGGAUGAUGAUGAUGAUGAUCUUGAAAAAAAAUAAGGAAGAUGAUGGAUAUGAGAGUGACUAGCCAAACUAGCAGCUGGAAUAAACCACAGUGCAUCAUUGGUUGUUUCAGGAAAGGAGAUGAAUGCGAGCAAGUAGAUACUUUCAAGCGUGGAGAUUUUGGAUUUUGGUCAAGGUUUUGAGUAGGAAAAGUUCUGUAAUCUCAUUUAAUUUUGUUUUAUUCAAGUUCAUGCAGAGUACAUAGAUUAUUGAACUUCCAAGAAGAUGCAAUGUGCUUCGGCAUCGCUUUUUCCAUGGUAUGGAGCGUUUCAUUUUAAUGUCAUGUAAACUAGGCGAAACCAAUUUUCUGAA